AUGGACCCCGGCCACGUGAAAGAAAAGGAGGAAGAAGAGGAAGAGGAGGAGAGAGUAGGGGAGGGAGAGGAGGAGGAGGAGGAGGAAGAAAUCACUGCCUCCACUCUGCGGGCCAAGCCCCGAUGUUUGCCCAUCUCAGCGGUGCCAGCUUUCAGCUACAUCCCGCCGCGGCGCCAGGACCCCAAGGAGCACAGCUACUUUCAGCGGGAGAGCCAGACAGGGAUCAUCUCCCUCUACGACUGUGUUUUUAAGAGGAGACUAGAUUAUAACCAGAAAUUACAUCGAGAUGACAGAGAACACGCCAAAAGCCUGGGGCUUCAUGUUAAUGACGAGGAACAGGAAAGGACCGUGCCAGUGCUGAUGUCCUCGGUCUACGGGAAACGCAUCAACCAGCCCAUCGAGCCCCUCAACAGAGGCUACGGCCGUGUGAACCACGUGCAGACCGACUUCUACAGGAAGAACGACAUCCCCAGCAUCAAGGUGCCCGGCUUCGGGCACAUCACUCCAGCCUGAAGCGGUCUCGCGGUUUGCAGGGCACUUGGAGGUGCGCUGCCCGCAAAGCGAGGCCGUACAGGAAGGGCGCGCCCUCCACCCUCACGGCCUCACGGCCACGUCAACCGUAGCUGUAAGGAUGCACCUGGACCACAGGGGGGUAAGCACAUGCACAUCUAAGGUGGCUUUGGCUCAGGACUCGGCCAGGCACUUUCCCUCAUGCUCAAAAGCUCCAGUGUGAGAGUUUUCACUGGAUUUAUUUACAAUGACACCAACUGAUUCGUUCUGAGAACCCGAAUAAAAGAAAAGCUUGCCUCCC
Molecule: messenger RNA, 811 nt
Organism: Peromyscus maniculatus bairdii (prairie deer mouse)
Lineage: Eukaryota; Metazoa; Chordata; Mammalia; Rodentia; Cricetidae
Gene: Cfap90
Product: cilia and flagella associated protein 90
Source: RefSeq, a predicted model, not a curated record